AUGGCUGUCGAGAUGUCACAAUCGACCCAGUCGUACCGAAAGGAGGAUGUCGAAAUCGACUCCGGAUACACCUCCAGCCACUCCGACUAUUCUCCCUCAUCAUCAACUCAGUCUCUCCCUCUCAUGUCUCUCACAGCCGCUCACCUUGAGCACCUCAACAACCAACUGGAGCCCAUGCACCCCAUGGACAUCCUGCGGUUCUGCAAGAUCAUGUUCCCCAACCUGUACCAAUCGACGGCAUUCGGCUUGACCGGUCUCGUGACCAUGGACAUGCUGUCCAAGAUCCAGGACGAGAACCCCGAGUCCAACCAGGUGGAGCUCAUCUUCCUCGACACCCUCUACCACUUCAAGGAGACCUAUGACCUGAUCGACCGCGUCAAGGCCCGCUACCCCAACGUCCCCGUCCACGUCUUCAAGCCCCACGGCGCCGACAACGUCGAGGAGUUCGAGGAGACCUACGGCAAGGAGCUCUGGAGCACCUCGGACGAGCUGUACGACUGGAUCAUCAAGGUCGAGCCCCUCCAGAGGGCGUACGACGAGCUCAAGGUCGCCGCCGUCCUCAACGGCCGCCGCAGGUCCCAGGGCGCCGCCCGGGGCUCCAUCCCCAUCGUCGAGCUGGACGAGGAGCGCGGCAUCAUCAAGAUCAACCCCCUCGCCACCUGGUCCUUCGGCCAGGUCAACGCCUACAUCAAGGAGCACGACGUGCCCUACAACGCCCUGCUCGACCAGGGGUACAAGUCCGUCGGCGACUGGCACUCGACCAGCCCCGUCAAGGAGGGCGAGGACGAGCGCGCCGGCCGGUGGAAGGGCCAGAACAAGAGCGAGUGCGGCAUCCACAACAAGAAGUCCAGGUACGCCCAGUUCCUGGAGGACAAGGAGCAGAAGGCGGCGGAGGAGCAGCCACAGCAGCAGCAGGCCGACGUCGCCCAAGUGGUCGAGCCUAUCCACUAG
Molecule: messenger RNA, 951 nt
Organism: Clonostachys byssicola
Lineage: Eukaryota; Fungi; Ascomycota; Sordariomycetes; Hypocreales; Bionectriaceae
Source: the annotation of a GenBank genome assembly